CCAUAAAAGGCGCGAGUCGCCUCAUCUCUCAUUAAAACUCAACUAAUUUAAACUGUAGCAGUCAAUCACCUCCUCCUCCUCCUCCGCCGCCGCCGAGGACGACGACGACGACGAGGAGAAGCUGAUCGUGAUCGCGCGCGCAUGGAGCCCCACAUGGAGAGGGCGCUGCGGGAGGCGGUGGCGUCGGAGGCGGAGCGGCGGGAGCUGGAGGGCGUGGUGCGCGCGCACCACACGUUCCCGGCGGCGGAGCGCGCGGCGGGGCCGGGGCGGCGGCCGACGUGCACGUCGCUGGUGGCGCAGCGGGUGGACGCGCCGCUCGCCGCCGUGUGGCCCAUCGUGCGCGGGUUCGCCAACCCGCAGCGGUACAAGCACUUCAUCAAGUCGUGCGAGCUCGCCGCCGGGGACGGCGCCACCGUGGGGAGCGUCCGGGAGGUCGCCGUCGUGUCGGGCCUCCCGGCGUCCACCAGCACCGAGCGCCUCGAGAUCCUCGACGACGACCGCCACGUCCUCAGCUUCCGCGUCGUCGGCGGCGACCACCGCCUCCGCAACUACCGCUCCGUCACCUCCGUCACCGAGUUCUCCUCCCCCUCCUCGCCGCCGCGGCCGUACUGCGUCGUCGUCGAGUCCUACGUCGUCGACGUCCCCGAGGGGAACACCGAGGAGGACACGCGCAUGUUCACCGACACCGUCGUCAAGCUCAACCUCCAGAAGCUCGCCGCCGUCGCCACCUCCUCCUCGCCGCCGGCCGCCGGCAACCACCAUUAGUGAUUGAUCAUGGUGUAGUAUAUCCACAUGCAUGCGUGCAUUCUGCAUAGUGUUGCUUCUUCUUUUUUUUUCUUUUUUGCUUCCUUUUUUUUUCUCUACCUAAAAGUUGAGUAAAGAGAUGAGGUGUUUAUAAAUUAUAAGUUUGAAAUUAUUUACUUA
Oryza sativa Japonica Group (Japanese rice) is the source of this 924-nucleotide messenger RNA. RefSeq names its product abscisic acid receptor PYL9-like. Gene Ontology annotation, biological process: abscisic acid-activated signaling pathway. NCBI's taxonomy places the organism in Eukaryota, Viridiplantae, Streptophyta, Magnoliopsida, Poales, Poaceae. The record is from RefSeq and is a predicted model, not a curated record. Gene Ontology annotation, cellular component: cytoplasm; nucleus. Gene Ontology annotation, molecular function: abscisic acid binding; signaling receptor activity; protein phosphatase inhibitor activity.